AAAAAAUAUUGAAUUGACAUUUAGUUAAUAUUAAAUGUUCCAUUUGUUACCCAAAAGAAAAAAAUGUCUACUUCCAGAGGAAGAAUUCAGUUUAAUAUUGUAAUUGCAACAUGCUUUUUUUUCAAUUUUAUGAUAAAAUUGUCUUGUACGUCUACGUCUAACAUUGCAUCUAACAACAAACUUAAGCUAUCAGGAAUAACUCCACAGAAGUAUAAAAUAAUUAAAAAUCGACUUUCUGAUAAAAAUAUUACAUUAGAUGAAAUAAAAUCCAUAUCGGAAAAAUUAGGUUCAGGCGAUAUUAAUGGUCCAGUUCAAAUUAGUUCAGAAAAAUAUUGUAAAGAUAUACACAAAGAUUUGGUGCAUAGUUUGGCCAAUAAAAUUAAAAAACCUAGCUUAUCACAAGAAGACUAUCAUAAAAAAUUGGAAAAAUAUUUCGACGGCUACAAAAGUGAUUACUUACCAUUGUUUAACGUGCGCAAUUUUUUGAGAAAUAUUAAUGGAGAGAUCGAACCCAAAUACUUAGAUAAUAUAAUUACCGCAUGGAGUCUUAACCAUGUAAUCACGAAAAAUGCUCCAAUGUGGUGUUCAUUAGUUUUCGUAGACUUCGAGUUCUUUUCGUACAUAAAUAACACUACGUUGGUGUUUACAGGAGCUUUAGGGACAUUCCAUGACCCUGAAAUUACCAUGCUUUCUGGACCAGUGUGGGAAUUUGACUUUACAUCGGGUUCAAUAUCAGUGUUUCAUGAACAAAAUGCUAAACGUUUUGAAAAUAACGCUAAUCGAAUAUUAAAAAAGAAUCCAAAUCUUCUCAAUACUAUGAUUAAGUGUUUUAGAGACGCACUUAAACGUCCAAACCGAUAUCUUAACUCAAAUUUUGUGAACAAUUAUAUUCAGCUACAAUCUCCAAAUCCAAUCAUGGUGGCCUACAAUUAUAAUACUGAUAAAAACAUUUUUGAUCUUCUAACUCAGAAAAAAACUGUUAAGUGGCUAAAUAUUUUAGGCUACAAUUGUUAUAAUAACAAAGAAUUCUACUUGCUAUUAAAAGCUUCUCAUCGCAUGAGCUACUUGCAAAUACCACUUGGAACACGGGAAAAAAAUGGUCGAAUAUUAUCACUAGGAGAAGUACACAGUUCUUGUUGCAAGCAAAAUCACCAAAAUGUAGAAGCCCACGAUGGAAAAACUGACGUAUUGUUCUUACAGUGUAUAAUGAAGUAUGCAAGAGACUACAACAGCUUGCAAUUAGAAAUGUAUCUUUCCGAUGUAGAGUUAAUUACCCAAGAAAAAGAUUGGGAUAUAAAAAUGUUUUAAUUUUUAUUGAAUUUAAAAAGGUCUAUCUAAAUUUUUAUAAAAUUUAAAAAAUAUUUAUUAUGGAUAAUUAACCGUUAACCCUUCAUUAGGUAGGUCGGGUCUAUCAGACUUAAAUAUUUUCUUUUUUUGUUUCAUAAUUGUUAAAAUAUAUUUCUAAGUAUGUCUAUGUAAUUGUUAUUCACAUUUGAAGAAAUAAAGUUUUACCAUACAAAAGUAAAAUCGAUUUAAUUAUAUGGGUCUAUCAGACCCAAGGUAUCUAUUAACAUAACAUUUUUUCACCUACCUAAUGAAGGGUUAAUAUCAAAGUUAUAAUGUAAAUUAUCUAUAUUUUAAGGACAGUAAUACUUUAUUUUAAAUGUUUCUAUUAAGAAAAAAUUUUGUUAUACAUCUAAUACAUUUUGUUUUUAAUUUUAACUAAAUAAAAAAUUUAACUUUUUUUUACAAU
This is a messenger RNA of Daktulosphaira vitifoliae (grape phylloxera), 1753 nucleotides long. RefSeq lists its product as uncharacterized. The record is from RefSeq and is a predicted model, not a curated record. The transcript has 5 exons. The coding region runs from base 64 to 1308 and encodes 414 amino acids. NCBI's taxonomy places the organism in Eukaryota, Metazoa, Arthropoda, Insecta, Hemiptera, Phylloxeridae.